This is a messenger RNA of Stereum hirsutum FP-91666 SS1, 2376 nucleotides long. RefSeq lists its product as uncharacterized. The record is from RefSeq and is a predicted model, not a curated record. The coding region runs from base 1 to 2376 and encodes 791 amino acids. The transcript has 18 exons. Lineage: Eukaryota; Fungi; Basidiomycota; Agaricomycetes; Russulales; Stereaceae.
AUGAGCAAAAAACCACCUCAUCCCUACCUUGGUGACUUCCCGACUAUUCAGGCCACUGUGCUCGCAUUGCAUGACGCAGCUGCCGGAAACCCCCAGCCCAAAGUCGACACCUCCGACAACUGUCCCAUACACACGAAAGUUGCGGCAGAGGACGACCCAGAUCUGGACAUCUUGAACAUGGACGAGAGAAGCCCGGUUGAGCUAUGGAGAGGCCGACCUCCGAUGAAGAAACAUGCCAGAGAAAACUGGAGGGCGUACUUAGCCAAGAGGGGUGUGAAAGAGCCGUUUUACACACCUUGCCCCAUCGCAACGAUACCAUUCACCCGAGACCCCGAGGACGACUACGGCAACUGGGGUAACCAAGAAUGGGACGUGCCCUUUUGCAUAUACCAUAAGAUCCUGAGGCUACAAACCGAUCACCCUCUCCGAUGGAUUGACCCCGACGACCGAGAACAUGAGCUCCACAAGUAUGCAUGGGGUCCCAUUAGCAUCAUGAACGAGGUCUGCGAUAUGCUCCAACAAGCCGUCGAAACCGCCGAAAGCUUCCUCAUCAAGCGCGAAGGCGUCUCUCGAUGGACGAAGGCAACGGCUGCGGCUCAUCAUAAGAAUUGUCGGCGUGUUGCUGGAUGGCACGAGACGAAGGCGAUAUUCGAACAGGGUCAGGUGGCGUACUGGGCAGCGUUGGAGUCCGAGAAUCUUAUAUUCUGUGGAAAUAGGCGUUUCGAGAGCUUUAUCCGCGUCUGGUGGUGGAGGGGAUGUGUUAAUAGUCCUACGAAAAAGUUUCGACUGUCGACAUGGCACGAGAGGAGAGAAGCGCUGCUGCAGAGCUCGCCGUCGACGGCAGAUGUAGCGGUCGUCGGGGAUGCGCAAACCCGCCAGGGCGGAUGGUUUGGGCCCCCGGAUAAUCCGACCUUCUCCUACUGGCGUCGCCUCUUUCCCCCCGACCCACAGCUCUCGCCUUCCGAAGAUGAACCGUGGAUUCCGGCUCAGCAGUACAGCAACGAGCUGAAGGCCGAAUGUCGUAAAGGCAGUAAUGCUCGGUGGAGUCAAGUCCAACUCCCCAAGGUUUGCAAGUUCGGGCACACGCUCGGACUGGAAAGUGCGCCACCGUCAAUUCCCGCCGAGCAGUUGGACUCGAUCGAGAAAAUCAGAGAACGCGAUGCCCGGGACGCGCCCGACAACCCUGCCACGCCCAAGCGCAAACGCGCCACGAAACCUCCCACUCCCAUCGUCGAUAGGACUAUCAAGCAGGAACCCGUGGACACUCUUGACAGGGUCAUCAAGCAGGAACCCAUCCACGCCGUCGACAGGGUCAUCAAGCAGGAACCCAUCCACGCCGUCGACAGAGCCAUUAAGCAGGAGCCUGUUCAUGCCGUCGACAGAGCCGCGAAGAAGGUGUCCCGUCAUCGUACUGACAAGAGUACCAAGCACGCGAAAAAAGCCACACCCAGGGGAAUGCGCACCGAUUUCAACACACACACUACCCAGAGCUCGGCCGACCCCAAGAAGAACAGCAAGAAUGUAGUCAUGAAGGCUACCCCCAAAUCGUCCACUAAACGUCCAAGCUACCUGAUGCUUAUGAGGACCAAUAGCCCCGUCAAGACGAUUCUGACAGCGAUAUCAUCGAAAUCUACGAUGGUUUUCACGACCCUGCCCGAGACGCUAAGCAAAGGGGUCUCCGGCCAGGACCAGCGGGGCAAAGGUAAAGGUAAAGGGAAAGAAGUGAAACGCCGCCGCAUGCCGGAUACAUCUGACAUCGAUGUUAUCGAGAUAUCUGACUCUGACGGUCCUUACGCUAAGCAAACGUGGGAUACCUCUGACAUCGAUGUCAUCGAGAUAUCUGACUCUGACAGUCAGAGCGAGCUCGCACGAGAUGUGAGACAGGAAGGGCCAAGUGUUAAGCGUAGGCAACUUGACAAGGGGAAGGGUCCCUCUCGAGCACAGGGUAGUCCCGCGAAUCCGGUCUCCGGCCCAGGACCAGCGGGGCAAAGAUAUCUGACUCUGACGGUCCUUACGCUAAGCAAACGGGGCCCCGGCCAGGUCCAGCGGGACAAAGGGAAAGGCAAACAGGUGCAGCGCAGCUGGGAUACCUCUGACAUCGAUGUCAUCGAGAUAUCUGACUCUGACAGUCAGAGCGAGCUCGCACGAGAUGUGAGACAGGAAGGGCCAAGUGUUAAGCGUAGGCAACUUGACAAGGGGAAGGGUCCCUCUCGAGCACAGGGUAGUCCCGCGAAUCCGUAUGUGCCCAUCUCUGACCAUGAGGAAUUCGUGCAAGGCUCUUCAUCGACGGCAGUCGUGCAAGGCUCUUCAUCGACGGCAGUCGUAGAGAUCAGUGAUUCCGAGUGCGAUGGGCAGGAGGUAGACACACUUGUGUAA